Molecule: messenger RNA, 1050 nt
Organism: Arctia plantaginis
Lineage: Eukaryota; Metazoa; Arthropoda; Insecta; Lepidoptera; Erebidae
Source: the annotation of a GenBank genome assembly
AUGGAAGUGGUUGAAGGUUUACCGAAGAAAGCGGACUUCGAUAAAUAUCUGUCGGUGUUGGAGAAAACUGUUGCUUUUGUUAAUGGACACCGGUUUUAUGUGGAUUUGAAUUUAUGCUUUGGAUUAUUUUUAAUCAACGUAAAUUUAAGAACAGCUGUUAAGAUCAGAAAAAAUCGCAUACCCAAAUAUAAUCGCCUACGUUUGGAGAAACUUCUAAAGACAAAUGAUGACAUUAUAACAUACUUUUUCGAUAUGUUCCGUAAACACGCUGCUCAUCUUGAUCCAGAAUUUGGAACACCUAUUGGUGUGGUAGACUUAUAUAGAAACGAAACGGCGUGGAUAAAUCAUUUACAAACAUUUAACACUCGAUUAUUGAAGAAAACAAAAUUUACCACCAAGAAACAUUUAGAGAGAACGUAUUCUAAGUGGCCUAAGUAUUUGAAAAAAGUAUUCGAUGUUAACAGGAGCCAUUAUCUAAGCCCAGAGGAAUCAGAUGCUUGUUUAAAUUUGCUAGCACAAAACCCAGUUAAUUUUAACAUGAAUUUGAUCCAUUGUCAAGUACCUUACAGUUGUUCUGAAUUGAUCCAGAAAGGGACCAAUUAUGGCUACGAAAUGACGCACAGAUUAUUGUUUUUAUUGGCGGCCCGAUUUUCAAGAGGAUGUGUCCUUCUCUCAGCACUGGAGGAUAGAAAGAUAACAGAAAAGUUGUGCGCAAAAAUGUUUAACGAAGCCGAGUACAUCGCACAACACGACUUUCAGUUACCGGAUUUGAUUACACAACAGAUUUCUCUAUGUAGUCUCGAAGGUCACUCACAAUUUCUUCAGCGAGCCUGGUUAGACGAACUCUUGGAGCUACAAAUAUCACCGGGAUGUUUCAACCUCACCAAAUCUGAGGAAGCUCCUACAGCAUUUACUAUUGUUGAAGAUGUUGGCUGGCAGUUCGUCAAAGAUGAUCAAAUUUUGGGUGGUAUUUGCAAUAGUCAUAUAACUUCAGCCGCUGGAAUAAUGGUAGCGUCAGCCCUUAGGUACAUUAUGGAAAAUUUCUAUUAA